This is a messenger RNA of Anguilla rostrata (American eel), 5616 nucleotides long. Its product is annotated as bromodomain-containing protein 1-like. NCBI's taxonomy places the organism in Eukaryota, Metazoa, Chordata, Actinopteri, Anguilliformes, Anguillidae. Gene Ontology annotation, molecular function: protein binding. The transcript has 13 exons. Gene Ontology annotation, cellular component: MOZ/MORF histone acetyltransferase complex. The record is from RefSeq and is a predicted model, not a curated record. Bases 784 to 4341 code for a protein of 1185 amino acids. Gene Ontology annotation, biological process: regulation of transcription by RNA polymerase II.
UGUGCCUGUAUAAUGAUGAAUUGAAGAAAAUAACAUUGGAUAGCUGCGACGAUGUUGUCAGCUUUGCACCUUCUCUCUACAUUUGUCUCGCCCCUCAGUCCUGUUAUUUUAUACUAAACAAAAGCUAAAAACCUAACGAUUGCUAGUACCCUAUGUUUACAUACAGUAUUAGCAAGAUAACUGGGGUAGACUACUAUAUUAAAGGUUCCACCUUAGUAUUCGUGAUAUUGAACUUUUAUUUUCAUACAUAAUCAGUACGACAUUCGUAAAUUGUUGACGUGAAAAUAUAAUGGAAGAAUACUAUUUUAACCGGCUAUCAAAAAACUAUAGCUUGUAUAAACCUCGUCUCCCAGCUAUGAGCUAAAGUUGACCAAAGCAGUAAGGUUGGAUUUAAAGGCAGCUUCCUGACCGCCCCUCUUAGUCUUACGUAAUUACGUUGUGCGUGCGGGUGGGGCCUCCAGUGCAACCGCAUUGUUGUUGGGAGAGGGAAGCCUUGGGUAGCUGCUGGUCGUCAUUAGGAAGCAAACUGUGCAAUUUACGAAUGGUUAUUUUUACUUGUAUUUACAUACCGAUGAUAGAACCGAAGUCGGAAUCCAGACGGCCGUGGUGGAUACAUCUACAUAUCCUUAAGAAUUCCAGCUGAAAGCUUGAACGGCGCCCGUUGGAUGAGAAGAUUGUGCGGAAUCACUGCCGCUCCGCAGGCCACAUCGCCAUUGCUUUCACCAGCGCUGCUGCUGUCUUCAGCAAAAGCUUUGGAACUGCAAGGUUUUCGAGGCGUUCAGGAUGAAGAGAAAAACGCGAAACCAUCGAGCGCCGACGCCGCAGCGCCCGUCCUCUCCCAUCCGGCCCUCGCCCAACCGGGAGACGCUGACGUACGCCCAGGCGCAGCGCAUGGUGGAGCUGGAGAUCGACGGGCGCGUGCACCGCAUCAGCGUCUUCGACAAGCUGGAGGUCAUCUCAGAUGACGACCCCACGGCCCAGGAGAUCAUGGAGUGCAACAGCAAUAAGGAGAACAGCGAGAAGCCGCAGCAGGUCCUGGUCCGGUCCACCAGGCUGAAGAACAGCCAGCAGAAGAAGAACGCGGCGCUGAACGCCACCGCGCAGAGCGCCCAGGCGCCGACCAACACGCUCCCUGAACCCAAAUUCCGCACGGUGGAGUACAACCUGCCUGCAGUGCCCCGGCGACCCUCCGCCUACUUCACCUACGUGGAGAAGACCCCCGAGGAGCUGGACGAGGAGGUAGAGUACGACAUGGACGAGGAGGACUACGCCUGGCUGGAGCUGGUCAACGAGAAGCGGAGAAGCGAGGGCUUCAGCCAGGUCUCCCAGAACGUCUUCGAGUUCCUCAUGGACCGCUUCGAGAAGGAGUCCUUCUUCGAGAGCCUGGGCCAGGCCGACCCCCAGUCGCUCAUCGACGAGGACGCCGUCUGCUGCAUCUGCAUGGACGGCGAGUGCCACAACAGCAACGCCAUCCUCUUCUGCGACAUGUGCAACCUGGCCGUGCACCAGGAGUGCUACGGCGUGCCCUACAUCCCCGAGGGCCAGUGGCUGUGCAGGCACUGCCUCCAGGCCCCCUCCCAGCCCGUGGACUGCGUGCUCUGCCCCAACCGGGGCGGGGCCCUCAAGAAGACCGACGACGACCGCUGGGGCCACGUGGUCUGCGCCCUGUGGGUGCCCGAGGUGGGCUUCUCCAACACGGUCUUCAUCGAGCCCAUUGACGGCAUGCAGAACAUCCCGCCGGCGCGCUGGAAGCUAACGUGCUACCUGUGCAAGGAGAAGGGCGUGGGCGCCUGCAUCCAGUGCCACCGCGCCAACUGCUACACCGCCUUCCACGUCAGCUGCGCCCAGAAGGCCGGGCUCUACAUGAAGAUGGAGCCCGUCAAGGAGGUGACGGACGACGGCACGCCCACCUUCUCGGUGAAGAAGACGGCCUACUGCGGCGCGCACACCCCCGCCGGCUGCGUCCGGAGGCCCCUCACCAUCUACGAAGAAGCCAAAGCCAACAACAGACUCUGCCAGAACGGGGACAGGAACAGCGGCAGGAGCCGGUUAAAAGGCAGACAGAAGAAGAAGAGUAAGAAGAAGGCCGUCUCCGAGCCCCCGGCUGUGGUCCCAGCAGUAUCCAUGCCGAAUAUACCUCCCCAAAGGCUAAACACCAUCCUCAGUCAGGUGUCUGUCCAGAAGAAGAAAGUGUUCAUCGAGCGGGCCCUGAGCUACUGGUCGCUGAAAAGGCAGUCGAGGAACGGCGUACCGCUGAUCCGACGACUGCAGUCCAGCCUCCAGUCCCAGAAAACCACGCAGCCGAAGGAGAAUGAGGAGGAGAGGCGGGCGCUUAAGGAGCAGCUGAAGGAGUGGCACCGCCUGCGCCAUGACCUGGAGCGCGCCCGUUUGUUACUGGAGCUGAUCCGCAAGAGGGAGAAGCUCAAGAGGGAGGAGAUGAAGCUGCAGCAGUCUGUUCUGGAGGUACAGCUCACCCCAUUGACCAUUCUGCUCCAGUCCGUCUUGGACCAGCUCCAGGAGAAGGACCAGUCCAAGAUAUUUUCCCAGCCCGUUAGCCUCAAAGAGGUUCCAGAUUACUUGGACCACAUCAAGGUGCCAAUGGAUUUUUCCACCAUGAGGAAGCGCGUUGAGGCUCACGGGUACAGGAACCUGGACGAAUUUGAGGCUGACUUCAACCUCAUAGUGGCCAACUGCAUGAAGUACAACGCCAAGGACACCAUCUUCUACCGCGCGGCCGUGCGCCUGCGGGACCAGGGCGGGGCCCUGCUCAGGAAGGCCCGCCGCCACGCGGAGGUCACCGGGUUCGACUUCGACAGCGGGAUGCACCUGCCCGAACCCCCGAAGCUCGAGCCUCCGCCCGCCUUCUCCUGGGAGGAUGUGGAUCACUUACUAAACCCGGCCAACCGGGCACACAUGCCUCCUGAGGAGCAGCUGAGGGAGCUGCUGGAGAAGCUUGACCAGACGUGUAGCAUGAAGACCAGCCCUUCGCGUAGCAAGCGCCUCAAGCUUCUGAAGAAGGAGAUCAGCAGCGUGCGAGCAGAGAUGAGCCUGCGGAAUGUUCCGGGGUCCCGUCUGGAGGAGAGGGAGUCCAGACCGGAGGAGGUGGAGCCCGCUGGACCGGGCACAGAGGAUGAUGGAGAUAAGUCUCUGCCACCGAAGCUGGAGCCUUCUGACUCAUUGCCUCCUCCGAUGAACGCAGACAGCCACUCAGAACCGCCUACACUCAAACCCAUCCACCCCAGCCCCGACAGCAAGUGCCACAAGCGCGUCAAGUUCGACGGCGGGAAACGCGGGGCGCCGGGAUCCAAGGAGACGCUGAACGGACACGCCUCCGAGUGCCCGCCGCUGCCCGACGGCGACGUCAGCGUGGUCGCCACGUCGACGCUGUCCGAGCCGUCCGGGCCCGUCAACCGGCGCACGUCGGUGCUCUUCCGCAAGUCCAAGAGCGCCAGCCCCCAGAAGCCCAGCAGGGAGCCCGACCCCCAGGCCCCCUGCCCCCAGCUGGGCACCAAAACCUUCCUGUCCGUGGUGAUCCCGCGGCUGGAGACGCUCCUGCAGCCCAGGAAGCGGUCCCGGAGCGCCAGCGGGGACAGCGAGGGGGACGAGUCGUCCCCCAGCAAGCGCUUCGAUGCAGGACUGUCUAACGGCUUUGUCGUCGAGCAGGAGAAAGAGCUCAGUCCCAGCAGGCAGCUGGAGCCUCGCCGGAGGUGCGCCUCGGAGUCCAGCAUCUCCUCCAGCGGCAGCCUGCUGUGUAGCACCAGCAGUUUCAGUCUUCCAAAGUGCGGGAAGGGGAAGCCCGCGCUGGUGAGGAGAAACACGGUGGACGACAAGACCCAGCUGAUCGCCUGCAUCGAAAACGGAAACUUCGCCAAAGCAGCCAGGAUCGCAGCUGAAGUUGGCAACAGCAAUAUAUGGAUGCCUGCUAGUGCUGCGACUGUUGUUCUGGAACCUCUAAAACUAGUUUGGGCAAAAUGUAGCGGAUACCCCUCCUACCCUGCCUUGAUAAUAGACCCCAAGAUGCCCCGGGUGGGCUGUCAGCACAACGGCGUCUCGAUCCCGAUGCCCCCGCUGGACGUGCUCAGGAUCGGAGAGCAGAUGCAGUACAAGUCCGGAGAGAAACUCUUCCUCGUCCUCUUCUUCGACAACAAACGCAGUUGGCAGUGGCUUCCUAAAUCCAAAAUGGUCCCGCUGGGGAUCGACAAGACCAUCGACAAGAUCAAGAUGAUGGAGGGCCGCACCUCCAGCAUCCGGAAGGCCGUGCAGACGGCCUUCAACCGAGCCAUGAACCACCUCAGCCGCGUCCAGGACCAGCCCGCCAGCGACCUGAGCGACGUGGACUGAGCCUCGGGCCCGUGCCAGCCUCGCCCAACCUCCGGGGGUGGGGAGGGCGGGGCGGGGUGCGGCGGGGUGGGGGCAGGGCCCCCCUACUCGCCUUCCAAUUCACCAGACGCCUCAAUCUGUAUUGCCCAGCAACACCCCCCUAACCACCCCCCCACCCGCCACUCCCCCACCCUCUCAGCCUUGCUGGCCUGAUGGCUGCUACUUGAUGAAUGUGUUUCUCCGUGACUGCUACCACAGCACCACUGGACUGCACACAGACCUCUGCACUCCGUACAACAUUUCGCCCCACGUUCACUCCAUUUCCCGCCACUUAUAAUACCUGUGUAUUUAAUGAACUGUGUAAAUACCUGUACAUUUCCCGACACUAACUUAUUGUGUAGAUUUUUUUUUUUUUUUUUUUUUUUAAAGAAUUGGUACUGUAUAUUGCUUGGUAUUUAUACUUAAAAGUGGUUCAUGUUAGCACUAUCAUGCGGUCUUUGCUGGUGCUACGGACACUAGGAAGUCCUGGUUAUAAACAAGACCCGUGUAGGGCUUAAACAAACUGUUUCGAAAGUAUUUCAGCAACUCCUUUUCAUUUGUUUCUGCUUUUCUUAAGUUAUUGAAGUUUAUUUGCUUAAACUUCCUCACUCUGCAUCUUUAUUUUUGUACAAGAAUAUUUUCAAGAAUUUUAGUAUGUUUUGUUUGUACAUAUUUAUAUAAAUCUAUAUAUCUGUAUACUUCAGAUGCUUACACGGGGAAAUCUUUAGUAGCUAUGGGAAACCGAAAGUGCAUCAUUCUCACGAAACCAAAAAUACAAGCUGCCCAGAUUUUUCCUACUUUUUAUUUUUACUUUGUCUGGUGUGAAUGGUAUUAGUCAGACUUAAAAAAAAAAAAAACAUUUUUAAUCAGUGGUUUUAAUUUCAUUAUUAUGUUACAGGGACCUUUAUUAUAACUGUAGGAGGGUGAGUCUGUUUUUAUUUAUUGUAAAGAAAAAAAUAUUUGCAUUACUUUAUAUACAGAGAAAUGUAAAGGAUUAAGUGAUGGCAGGUUAUUGUGGACCUAUUUUUGUUUUGCAAAAUAUGACUGUUUUUCGUGUAAUUUUGAUGGUUGAUCAAUAGAAUUUGUGAUUGUUAUUUUAGUAGGAUCCUGGGUAGCAAUAGAUAGGUUUUGAAAACAUUUUUGUAUGGUAUGUUCUGUACAUAGACCAUUGUUAGGUGGUUACUGGGAUCACCCCAAUAGGGUUUUUAUUUUUGUUUUUAUUUUAUUUUUUAAUAAAUACACUGAAAAUACAGAAAA